Messenger RNA from Hypomesus transpacificus, 2386 nucleotides. RefSeq names its product splicing factor proline/glutamine-rich (gene sfpq). The transcript is spliced from 10 exons. Gene Ontology annotation, cellular component: nucleus. NCBI's taxonomy places the organism in Eukaryota, Metazoa, Chordata, Actinopteri, Osmeriformes, Osmeridae. The coding region runs from base 140 to 2020 and encodes 626 amino acids. Gene Ontology annotation, molecular function: RNA binding. Gene Ontology annotation, biological process: regulation of DNA-templated transcription. The record is from RefSeq and is a predicted model, not a curated record.
ACGUAGAGCAUCCAAAUCAAAAACUCAAUCGCCAUCUUGUGGGAGAAGAGGCAGGUCCUUUGGACAAUAGAAAUAUUGCGUUAGAAGACGUAGAUACAUUAUUGACACAUACUUUAAGCUGUAACAGUACUCAAACGACAUGUCUAGGGACAGGUUUAACAGAAAUCGUGGCGGUGGAGGAUUUCAAAGAGGCGGACGAGGCAACGGCCUUGGACCUGGGGCUAUGCGAGGUGGAAUGGGCAACCCGAACUUCAGAAAUCAAAAUCAGCUCCCAUUUCAAAACCGUGGACCACAGCUUGGAAAUAACUUUGGAAAGCCACCCAACCAGGUUCCGCAGUUAACCCACCAGAAGCCACAGCAACCUCCAAGUCUGGCUCAGCAACUGAAUCGGCCACCCCCGACCCCUGGCCCUGCGCUAACCAUGAAAGGCCCGGCACAGAUACAGCAGCAGGCCGCUGCAGCACAACAGCAGCAGCAGGCCGCACAGCAACAAUCCGCUGCCACACAGCAACAACAGGCCGCUGCCGUACAGCAACAGCAGGCCGCUGCGCCACCACCAAAGAUGCAGUCUCCUCCACCUAAACCUGUAUUAUCGUCGCCCCCGCCGAAGCCUGUAAUCCCAUCACCACAACCUAACCAAAUGAACAAGAAUCUGCAAAAACCAGGAGUUGGAAACGGUCAGAAAGCAUCACCAUCGACGGUUAGGUCCAAGCAAGAACCUCAAAAACGGAAGAUGGACAGAGUUGAAGAAACCAGUGCACCCAAGGAGUUCAAAGCUACGUUAUCCUUACUGUUGAAACCUGGUGAGAAAACCUACACACAACGUUGCCGACUUUUCAUCGGAAAUCUGACCAACGAUAUCUCAGACGAUGAAUUCAAGAAGUUGUUUGCUAAAUAUGGGGAGCCCAGUGAGAUAUUCCUCAACAAAAGCAAAGGAUUUGGUUUCAUCCGGCUGGAGUCCCGUGCAUUGGCAGAGAUAGCAAAAGCUGAACUGGAUGAUGUCCCCAUGAGGGGCCGUCAGCUUCGUGUGCGCUUUGCAACACACCCUGCUGCUCUGUCCGUGAAGAACCUAUCACCAUAUGUUUCCAACGAACUCCUUGAAGAGGCCUUUUCUCAGUUCGGAUUGGUUGAGAGAGCAGUGGUUAUUGUAGAUGACCGUGGUCGUUCUUCUGGCAAGGGCAUCGUUGAGUUUGCUUCAAAACCCGCAGCCCGCAAGGCCCUGGACCGCUGCAGUGACGGAAUUUUUUUGCUUACCACGUCACCUCGUCCAAUUGUUGUGGAGCCUCUUGAACAGUAUGAUGAUGAAGAUGGCCUACCUGAGAAACUGGCACAAAAGAACCCCAAUUAUCAAAAAGAGAGAGAGGAGCCGCCUCGCUUUGCCCGGCCUGGCACAUUCGAGUUUGAGUACUCGAAACGCUGGAAGUCCCUGGAUGAGAUGGAGAAGCAGCAGAGACAGCAGGUGGAGAAAAAUAUAAGAGAGGCCAGGGAGAAGCUGGAGGGAGAGAUGGACGAUGCCUUCCAUGAGCACCAGGCUAACAUGCUCCGCCAAGACCUGCUUCGGCGUCAGGAGGAGCUUCGCCGCAUGGAGGAAAUGCACAGUCAGGAGAUGCAGAAAAGGAAAGAGAUGCAGAUCAGACAAGAAGAGGAGCGUCGCAGGCGAGAGGAGGAGAUGCUUCGCCAGAGGGAGAUGGAGGAGCAGAUGAGACGCCAGCGAGAGGAGAACUACAGAAUGGGAAACUUCAUGGACAAUAGGGAGAGAGAGAUGAGGAUGAAUGCUGGUGGAGCCAUGGGCGGCAUGCCAGAAAUUCCUUUUGGCAGCCCUAACCAAAAGUUCCCAAUGGGUGGGAUGGGCUUCGAGGGACAUCAGGGCAGGGGCGGCCCUGCAGGAGGUGCCAUGGGGAACGAAAUGCGCAAUGAGCGUUUCCCCCAAGGUGGUCCUAGGGGAAUGGGCCCCAAUAACCAAGGGUUUGGCAGGGUCCGUGAGGAGUUUGAUGGGCCGGCCAAGAAGCCUCGUUUUUAAAAGUUUAGUGUCAUUCUCAAAGCAGCGCUUUUGUGUAGAGAUUCUCUGAAUACCUUGAAUCAUUAUUGUAUUUAAGUUGAAAGUGUUCCUGCAUUUUAGCCUGAAGACUUAUACAUUUUAUGGCAAGUUUAGGUAGUUUUUCGUUUUAUUUUGUAUUUAGAGUAGUAUAAAAAAAAUUGUUGGACCACCUUCUGUGAUCCAGUUAGCGCUCAUCCAUGUAUUAUUUCUUAUCCAGGUGUAUCAUGCUCUGUGACUCGUGUCGUAAGUGGUGAUAAUUGUAACGUUCUCUCACCUUUCUAUGGCUGUGUUUUGUGCCAUUUCAAAUUUUGGAAGUUAAACAUGUAAUACAAUAAAAACUACAAAUUG